ACAGACCUCAUUAAUUUUCCGGCAACUGUAAAACGUCCUCAGAUGGAUUUGUUUUUAUCACAUAGUGUUUUUUUUAAUUCUUGAUUUUUUUAAAUAAGAACUGUUCCAAACGUUUGCCUCAGCGAUCACCGUAGUGAUAGUUUUCGUCUUUAUCCCACUCACGUGUUUUCCCUGUCGACGGGAAACACUCGCUAAAGACACUGGUUCCCAUUGUUGAGAUUAAGUUUUAUAAUAAAUUACAGAAACAAAUAUUUUUGUCUGUUCAACAUUUUGAAUUGCGAUUUUCAGUUAACACGGUACUUUAGUUUUCUUAUGAUGUGAAAAGUGAAAACUUAUCUGACGAGGGUGUAUAUAUUCUGUGCCAGCAAGAAACAAUUCCUUAUUCGAGGAAUCGAGAAUAUUGUUUUGUAAGAAAAGUUUUAAUUAUUUCAAAUCCAAUUUAAAACAGACAAACUGAGACAGCCCGCCCUACUGGCUUCGUGCCCAUGGCGUUUCCUCUGCCCAAGCCCCAGCCUCCCCAGUUGCCCAGUGUGCUACUUCACACCCUGGACUGUCAUCAAGGAGCAGUUCGAGCUGUGCGCUACAAUGCGGAUGGUAACUAUGUCUUGAGCUGUGGCAGUGAUAAGACUCUGCGACUAUGGAGUGCUGGACGUGGGAUUUUGCUGCAGACCUACAGUGGACACGGCUACGAGGUGCUGGACACUGAUGGCUCCUAUGACAACAGCCAGCUGUGUUCCUGCAGUGCAGAUAAGACUGUGAUUCUGUGGGAUGUGGCCACAGCCCAGGUGACCCGCAAGCUGAGAGGACAUGCCGGGAAGGUGAACUGUGUCAGAUUUAAUGAAGAGGCUACAGUCAUUGUGUCAGGCUCUAUAGACAGCACAGUGCGUUGCUGGGACACGCGAUCCAGGAGGCCCGACCCGAUUCAGAUUCUGGACGAGGCGCGAGAUGGUGUGAGCAGUGUUGAAGUGUCUGAACACGAGCUGCUGACCGGCUCGGUGGAUGGCAGAGUGCGGCGCUAUGACCUGCGGAUGGGUCAGCUGUUCAGCGACUUUGUAAACAGCCCCAUAACCUGUGUGUGUUUCAGUCAGGAUGGACAGUGCACUCUCAGUGCCAGCCUGGACUCCACCCUCCGGCUGCUAGACAAGAGCACCGGGGAACUGCUGGGAGAGUACACCGGACACAGGAACAGCAGCUACAAGCUGGACUGCUGCCUGUCAGAGAGAGACACCCACGUGCUCAGCUGCUCUGAGGACGGACAUGUGUACUUCUGGGACUUGGUGGAGGGCUCUCUGGCGUUGAAGCUGCCUGUUGGAAAAGGAGUCGUCCAAUCACUGUGCUUCCAUCCCACGGAGCCCCACCUUCUCACCGCCAUGGAGGGGCGUGUUCAAAUCUGGGGGGUGGAGUCAGAGGAGAAGGAGGAGGAGUCAGGCUAGGGACCCAUCUGUAUCUUGGAUUUCCAGCAAAGGUGUACUUUACCCCAAGGCCCAGUGACAAGAAUGAAAGAAAAUAACUGUAUUUUUUCAAAUUCUUCUUUUUUUUUAAUUAUUUUUUUUAAUUAUUUUGAUACUGUGAUAUAAAAUUUCAGUGCAUUCAAAA
Molecule: messenger RNA, 1596 nt
Organism: Lepisosteus oculatus (spotted gar)
Lineage: Eukaryota; Metazoa; Chordata; Actinopteri; Semionotiformes; Lepisosteidae
Gene: wdr83
Product: WD repeat domain containing 83
Biological process (GO): mRNA splicing, via spliceosome
Cellular component (GO): catalytic step 2 spliceosome
Molecular function (GO): protein binding
Source: RefSeq, a predicted model, not a curated record